Vitis riparia (riverbank grape) is the source of this 2911-nucleotide messenger RNA. Its product is annotated as phosphate transporter PHO1 homolog 3-like. Gene Ontology annotation, biological process: cellular response to phosphate starvation; phosphate ion transport. Gene Ontology annotation, molecular function: inositol hexakisphosphate binding. Bases 357 to 2750 code for a protein of 797 amino acids. Gene Ontology annotation, cellular component: plasma membrane; trans-Golgi network; cytoplasm. NCBI's taxonomy places the organism in Eukaryota, Viridiplantae, Streptophyta, Magnoliopsida, Vitales, Vitaceae. The transcript has 13 exons. The record is from RefSeq and is a predicted model, not a curated record.
GUCUGCGCCCUCACUCUCAUCUCGAAUUUCACCCCUUGACCUUUGAACCAGUAAAACUAUGGGCGUUGUCUCAACUGAAUGAGUCGCAGUAGGACAACGCACAGUUAUCGGUGGCUAUUGAGGUGUGCUAUAGUUGACCCGUACGGUUUGAAUUUUCACUUACAAAUUGUUGAGAAAUUUGCACCACCACAAGCACCUUUUCAACUCAUUCAUUGUUUUCCAAGGAAGCGUCUCUCUCUUUGUGCUGCCUUCCCUCAGUGCUCUUCCCUGUCUUGGAAAUUAUAGAAGAAUCGCAGCACAAACACUCCUUGAUAAAACCUCCCUUCAUCAGCAAUUCAUACCACCGCAGCUAGAACAUGAAGUUCGGGAAGGAGUUCAGGGCACAAAUGGUGCCGGAAUGGCAAGACGCAUACAUGGACUACAGUUUUCUUAAGACCCUCCUAAAAGAAGUGCAGCGUUUCAAGCAAAGAAACAGGCCACCAGUCACACCCAACCGUGGCCUGAAGCGGAAGAUGACAUUAUACAGAGCCUUCAGUGGCCUAACACGACACAACAGCCCCCCGAGCCCUUCCGAAUCCGACAUUGAAAGCCAAGUCAUUCUGGUGAAUUCGGUGAGGACGGACGGGGACGGGUCUGAGAGCUACGAGACCAAGUUUCUCAUGUCAGCAGACGAGGGAGGAGAAUACGAGCUUGUCUACUUUAGAAGGCUCGAUGAUGAGUUCAAUAAAGUGGACAAGUUUUAUAGGUCUAAGGUGGAAGAGGUGAUGAAGGAGGCAGCCUUGUUGAAUAAGCAAAUGGAUGCUUUCAUUGCGUUUCGAUUAAAAGUGGAGAAUCCGCAGGGUCGGUUUGAUAGAUCAGCUGAGUUAACUCGUAUCUCUAACGAUGUCGCCACUUCAACCGCCACGUUAGCAGCUACUACUCCAUCUGGAGUCCGAGCAAGCCGGAGAGUAGCUCAUAUGGAUAUAAUAGAAGAAGGAGGAUCGAUCAGUAAUCAUGAACAGUCGGAUGAAUCAAGUGAUGAACAAAAAGAUGUGAACAAAAUCAAACCUAUAAACACAAGUGUCCAAGAACAGAAGCCAAGUAGCAUCAAGGCAACAAGACCAGCUCCAUUAGAAGUACUUAAACGUGUGAGGAUAAACAACACCGUGGAGACUCCUCGUUCCACCAUUAAAGAAAUCCUUAAUGUUCCUAAGCCAGAAGAGCUGAAUUUUACUCGAAAGAAUCUAAGGAAAGUUGAAGAUCAACUUAAGUGCGCUUUUGUCGAAUUUUACCACAAGCUUCGGCUCCUUAAGAGCUACAGCUUCAUGAAUACGUUGGCAUUCUCGAAGAUCAUGAAGAAAUAUGAUAAGAUCACUUCUAGAAAUGCGUCAAAAUCUUAUUUGAAGAUGGUGGAUAACUCCUUCCUCGGCAGCUCUGACCAGGUUACCAAACUUAUGGAGAGGGUAGAAGCUACCUUCAUCAAGCAUUUCUCCAACUCAAAUCGAACUAAAGGAAUGAAAAUUUUGCGACCACAAGCAAGGAAAGAAAGGCAUAGACUAACAUUUUCUUUGGGUUUCUUUGCUGGCUGCACAGCUGCUCUCAUUCUGGCCAUUAUUUUGAUCGCUCGCACCCGCCAGCUCCUAGAUUACAAGAAAGAGAAUGACCAGUACAUGGAAAACUUGUUCCCUCUUUACAGCUUGUUCGGGCUAGUUGUUCUGCACAUGCUUAUGUAUGCUGCAAAUAUAUUCUUCUGGAGACGCUACAGAGUCAAUUAUUCAUUUAUAUUUGGAUUCAAGCGUGGAAAGGAGUUGGGCUACCGGGAAGUUUUCCUUCUUGCUUUUGGUCUAGCAGUAUUAGCACAAGCCUGUGUGCUCUUAAAUCUCGAUAUGGAGAUGGACCCAAAAACAAUGGAAUAUGAAGCUCUCACUGAACUUCUUCCCCUGGGUCUAGUUAUGCUAGUAGUUGUCAUAUUAAUCUGCCCCUUUAACAUAGCAUAUCGCUCCAGUCGAUUCUUCUUACUCACAUGUUUACUUCAUUGUCUCUGCGCACCUCUCUACAAGGUCACACUCCCAGACUUUUUCUUGGCAGACCAACUAACUAGCCAGGUGCAAGCAAUUAGAAGUCUGGAGUUUUAUGUCUGCUAUUAUGGUUGGGGAGAUUAUAAACAUAGACAAAACACCUGUAAAUCAAGUGGUGUAUACAAUACUUUCUACUUCAUUAUCGCUGUGAUUCCCUACUGGUCCCGCCUCCUUCAGUGCCUCAGACGCCUGUUUGAAGAGAAAGAUCCAAUGCAAGGAUACAAUGGGCUGAAAUAUUUUGCAACAAUUGUGGCAGUUUGUGUGAGAACAGCUUACAGUCUUGACAAGGGAAUGGGGUGGAGAGUCAUAGCGUGGGUUUCCUCCAUAAUUGCAGCAAUAUCGAGUACAUAUUGGGAUCUUGUUAUUGACUGGGGCCUUCUGCAAAAGAACUCCAGGAACCGUUGGUUGAGGGACAAACUCCUUGUCCCCCACAAGAGUGUAUACUUUGGAGCUAUGGCCUUGAACGUGUUGCUGAGACUGGCCUGGAUGCAAACCGUGUUGAAUUUCCAGUUUUCCUUCUUACAUAGACAGGCCCUGAUUGCAAUUGUUGCCGGCCUAGAAAUUAUUCGCCGUGGCAUAUGGAAUUUCUUCAGGCUUGAGAACGAGCAUUUGAAUAAUGUUGGCAAGUAUCGUGCAUUCAAGUCAGUACCUUUACCUUUCAACUACGAUGAAGAGCAAGAAAAGGAUGAGUAGCUGUGCAGACAACAUUAAACCGACGAUGUUCUUCAUUUUUUGUUCAAUAUUUCAAUAUCAAAGUAAUUAAUUAACAUUGGACCGGAAACCUUAAAACUUGAAUAAAUAGUUUAAAAUAUAAAUAAUAUUAUUCCUCUCCAAACUUUUAUUACAUUAUUUUA